AAUAAAUAAAUACAAUUGCCAGACAUUACAAAGUCGUCUUGUAUGAACGUAAUGUGACCUCAUUAAUAUUCAUGAGGUACGUCAUCGCCACAGUACGAUUUACAAAUCGUGUUGAGUCAAAGCAAAAGAAAAGCAAAGGACCACUAACGCAAGUGACAGCCACAAGUAGGAAAUCCCCUCUUCAGGAACAGCGCGUUUUUGAUGAAGAGCAGCUCUACGGAGAAGAAUAAACGAGAACAAAACCACUGAAAGAUCAGAGAAAAUGUCAGGAGCGGAGUUUGACAGAGAGUUUCUCUACAACUUACCCGCGUCUGUUAUGAAUGACUUUACACGGAUUAUAGAUUCACUUUCGCACUCAGACUGGACAUUAUUCGCUUCACAAAUAAUUCUUGACCAGACUGAACUUCGUCUUUUGGAGCAAAGCAGCAGGCGGACGGCACAACUCAUGCACAAAUGGGGCUGUCGCAACGGGACGGUCGGAGAACUUGUGAAGGUUCUUGAGGAGCUGCGGUUGUUUAGGGCCCGUGAUGUGAUUCUUGAACAGAGACGUAACGCACGAUCUCAGUCUGAGCAGCAGUCGUCUUCAGUGGAGACAUUAAGCACCGUGUCUCUUAGCAGUACAGUCGGCUGUGACAAAGUGCCUUUCAUUUACUCGGAAAUUCGGCCUUUACCCAAACCUGGUCCUCCGCCUCCUAAUCUGGACUCCAUAAUUUCAACAAACUCUAAUACAGAAAGAAAGUGCUCGUGUGAGAACCUCCAGGAUUUCUCGUCGGUUUCCUCCAAUGCGAUGAGCUGGCCGAUGGAGGAAGUACAAGAAGGCACAUGCAACUUCUCCACGUGCAAACAGAUUGGAGAAGGAGGUUUCGGACACGUGUAUCGAGCUACGAUGAGAAACACAGAGUUGGCUGUGAAGAAGCUAAAAGAGGACUCUCAUUUGGACUGGAGCGUCGUGAAGGAAAGUUUCAGGACAGAAGUAGAGAAACUAUCGCAAUACAGACAUCCCAACAUAAUGGACCUUGUUGGUUACAGUAUCAAAGGACAAAUGUAUUGUCUCAUAUCUGCUUACAUGCCAAAUGGCUCUUUAGAAGACCGACUACAUUGUAAGGACAACAUUGCCCUCUCUUGGUCACAGCGUGUUAAUAUUCUGCUCGGCACUGCAAAAGCUAUCCAGUACCUUCAUUCCUCCUCACCUGUGCUUAUUCAUGGAGAUAUUAAAAGCUCCAACAUCUUUUUAGGGCAUCAUCUGGAGCCCAAGCUGGGUGACUUUGGAAUGGCACGUUUAUGUCGGAACCCCAACAAAACUCCAGGCAAGACAUGUAGCGUGGCACAGACCUCAACGGUACGGGGAACUCUCGCAUAUCUCCCAGAGGAGUAUUUAAAAGAUGGACAGAUGGGGGUGGAGAUUGAUGUCUACAGCUUUGGUGUGGUUAUUUUAGAGGUACUUACUGGACGAAGGGCUCUAGAGGUCGAUGGUCAAUCCAAAAAUGUUUACUUGAAAGAUCUAGUAAAAGAGGAGGAGGAAGAUGACAGAAGCUUCAGCAAAGGAAAGCACUCAAGGGAACUGUCCUCUAUACAUGCAGCGGAGAACAUCUGUAGGAAACAUCUGGAUUCUCGAUUAAUGAGUGAAGACACACCUGCCUUGCAUGGAUCAUUGGAAAUCUCCAAACUGGCAUGUCAAUGUCUAGACCGGCGGAGGAAAAAGAGACCUCGCAUGACCGAAGUAUUUAAAGAACUCCUUGACUUAAAUUCGGAGUUGACGACUUGUGGCAGAUCAACUACGGUGAAAAUAUUUCCAGUAUCAUCUGAUCUUUCCACCCCAGAGCCUCUGCGUUCUGAGAACAGUUCACUGGACUCUCUGGCCCAGCAGUUUUCAAAACUCUGCCCUCAGGAGGACACUUACCCCUGCCUUCAUAAGCCCAUCUUUCCUACUUUAAAGUCUACAGCGCCUCAGUCAGACGAGUCCGGGUGGAAUGCUGAAUCCUGGGCUUCACAGUCCUCCGGAAUACCGUGUGAAUCGGAUGAGAGUCAAGGCUUUUCUCACUACUUUACAAACACCAGUAGCAGAUCUCAGCCUUUGUCGUGUGGGGCCUGUGAUAAUCAGAGCACUAAAUCAAGUGGAUCUUUAGUCAGUGACCCAUCACAGUCCAGUCCAAAUGAAGUUGUUGUUAACUCUGUGAGGCAGAGGUUUGUCCAGAAAAUGGAGAUGUAUGAAGAGGGAAGGAUUUUGACUUCUGAUCUCCUGUCAUCAGGUGACUCAUUAUACCGAGGGAUGAAUACUCAAACAAGAGAGCCUGAGGAGAGUGAUGAAUUUGCAAGCGAGACGUCUGACACCAGCCUACAGACCCCUACUGCAGUAUAAGACUUGAAGUUUAAUAAAACCCACAAAUAUGUUAAUAGCUUUUUAAAUGUUUACCUAUACUUGACAUUUCUUUAUGGUACUUUUUGUCUAUUGAAACAAGAGAAACAUUCCUUUUUAAAUACCUCAAUAUAACAAUGCUGCAGAAUUAUGUUACUUAGUAAUAGCAAAUGAUUUUGAAGUGGUAAAGUAUAGUAAACGAAAGUUGUGUACUUGUAAAUCUCGACUGACUGGUCAGAGAUAGUCCAUCAUUUAUUAUUAUACGCCUGUUAUUUUGGCGAUCUGA
This is a messenger RNA of Misgurnus anguillicaudatus (oriental weatherfish), 2642 nucleotides long. RefSeq names its product interleukin-1 receptor-associated kinase 1 (gene irak1). Gene Ontology annotation, cellular component: plasma membrane. Gene Ontology annotation, biological process: protein phosphorylation; signal transduction. Gene Ontology annotation, molecular function: protein binding; protein kinase activity; ATP binding. Lineage: Eukaryota; Metazoa; Chordata; Actinopteri; Cypriniformes; Cobitidae. The record is from RefSeq and is a predicted model, not a curated record.